Molecule: messenger RNA, 1373 nt
Organism: Aspergillus aculeatus ATCC 16872
Lineage: Eukaryota; Fungi; Ascomycota; Eurotiomycetes; Eurotiales; Aspergillaceae
Product: transcription initiation factor IIA large subunit
Exons: 2
Coding region: 70-906 (278 amino acids)
Biological process (GO): transcription by RNA polymerase II; transcription initiation at RNA polymerase II promoter
Cellular component (GO): transcription factor TFIIA complex
Source: RefSeq, a predicted model, not a curated record
CCUCAGUCCAUGCCCACCCCGGCUCCCCCCAUGCAAGCUCCGGCCCCGGUAGGCGUCCCGCCUCGCCCAAUGGGCCACCUUCCACCCAUUAAGACCGAGCCUGGGGUCAACAAUCAGCCGGGGAUGAUGCCCGUGAACAACAACGGCAACAUGAUGAUGCCACCCAGUGGCUCAGCCCCCCAGUCUGCUCAACAACGGGCCGCCGACAUGCUCCGUCAGCGCUAUGGCGAUGCAGCUGCCACUUCGGUCAGUCAGCUGCAAGCUCAGUCGCAGGCAGCGAUGGGCAUGCCAGGCCAGCCACGCCCACCAAACAUGCAGCAUUUGCCGAAUGGCCAGGCGCCCCAGAUCAAACAAGAGCCUGGCUACCCACCUGCCCCCCGUCCUUCCUUGGGGAACGCUCAAACUGAUGGUGCUGGAGAUGCACUCUCUGAGUGGAAGGCAGAGGUCGCGCGACGGCGUGAAGCCGCGCAACGUCAGAACGGAGAGGGCGACCGUCUCUUGCGAGAGCACCUGAAACAGCGCAUGCUCCAGUUUGAGGGUGGAGGCCUUAUGCUACCUUUGGAAGAGCGACAAACCCCUUCAGCACGUGGCCUUUCGCUUAAUGCAAAAGAUGGAACUGGAGCACAACCCUCGGUUGUUCCUAAAGCCCAAUUCGAUGGUCCAGGUGGUGAUGAUGAAAGAGACGAAGAUGACGAAGAUGCCAUUAAUUCUGAUCUCGAUGACCCGGAUGAUCUCGUUGCAGACGAGCACGACGGCGACGAAUCCAUGGGUCAAGUCAUGCUUUGCACCUACGACAAGGUACAAAGGGUGAAGAACAAGUGGAAGUGUACGCUGAAGGACGGGAUCCUGACCACUGGAGGCAAAGAAUAUGUCUUCCACAAAGGCCAAGGCGAAUUCGAAUGGUAGGCCCAAGUUACGAAUAAGAUCGUCGAGCUCAAGAAUAUGUCCUGCUCAUGCGUCUCCUGUUUCUUUUUCUUAAUUCCCCGGUGCUUCGCCUAUGUCUCCUGCCAUCUUUGAUGUAGAAAACCAGUUAUGACACCAAUUUAUGAUGAAGAAUCAGCCCAUUCCACACGUUCGGGGAGUUGGUCAGUGCAAAGUGACCUUUCCCAUGACGAUGACGUACGUAACCACCUUGCUACAUACUACCCUACUGCUGAAAGGGAUGGAUGGAUUGCCUCGAUCUCAGGUGUCGAUUUUUCUGAGUUUCUUUCUUUCCUUCGUUCCACUUUGGAUGUAUCGUGGCGCUUGUUCAGGUGGACGGCAGUCUUUUCUGCUCUUUUCGUUUCACUUCGUCCCCCUUGCUUGCUUCCAUGCUUGUUUCUCAUCGGGAUCAUGUACUAGAUUACCUCAAGUCGAAUGAAUUUGACGUUCCU